Messenger RNA from Beta vulgaris subsp. vulgaris (sugar beet), 2043 nucleotides. RefSeq names its product probable glycosyltransferase At5g03795. Lineage: Eukaryota; Viridiplantae; Streptophyta; Magnoliopsida; Caryophyllales; Amaranthaceae. Bases 241 to 2043 code for a protein of 600 amino acids. The record is from RefSeq and is a predicted model, not a curated record. Gene Ontology annotation, molecular function: glycosyltransferase activity. The transcript has 5 exons.
UACAUAAAUUAGUAGUUCUUGUCUUUAAAACCUAAUCCCAAUCUCCUGAAGUUGAAACUAAUUUGGGGAAGAAUAUGACAAAGAAGCAACGACGUCGUAUUGGAUGUUAAACUAAGAAAUGACGUCGUUUUAUUCUUCUUCUACUCCUUGAUAGUACCGACAUUUUUCAGUCUUCAAAUGCAUUUGUCACUGCUUUUGUCUACUGCUGAGUGCUGAUAUUCAACAGGGAUAGAGUAUCAUAUGGCUGUCUUGAAAUUAGGCAAUCAUGGACGAAGAACGCUUCUUUCUAUCAUGGUUUUUUUAGCAGUUAUGAUAGUUUUCUCUCAGUUUUGGGCAUUGCCUUAUGGUACAUACAUAUCUACUUUGUUACCUGGUGAAGCCUCUUCACCUCUCAUAAUGAUACAAGAAAGUUCACCUUCCUUGCAUUUGAAUAAGAAUGGUACUUUUGACAUGGUGGAGGGAGUUGGUGAGAACCGACUUACAGUCCAGAUAAGUGAACAUGUUGUUGCUUCUAGUAAGGAAUUGGCAUCAGUGAGAAAAGCUACGAAUGUGGACAGUGGAAUGAGCCAAUCAAAAUUGUUGCAUAACAAUGCUAGUCGUGAUGACGUUGAUCAAGGUGCCAUCAAUAUGGGUGUUUCAGCAAAUUAUUCGACUGCAUUUGGUCAAACUAUCAUUGAUAUCACAAAACCUUUGGGUACGGGAUCAUUUAUUUCAGCCUCAUCAAGUAGCUCGGAGGUGCACAAAGUCAAGCAAGUUAUGGAGUUCGAGGCUGGGAGUAAGAAUGACUCGUCUAAGAUUGCAAGAUAUGUGAGAAAGAUGAGGGGGGCAACUAUAACUUUAUCUGAGAUGAAUACCAUGUUGCUUAGUCGUUCUUCCUUUUUGACCUCAGUGAAGCGACGAAGAUCUUCUUCAAUACGUGAUCGCCAACUUCGUACUGCAAGCCUGCAGAUCAAGAAUGCCCCUGUAAUAAGGAACUUGCUCGACUUGCAUGCUCCUCUUUUCCGGAAUGCCUCUGUUUUCAAAAGGAGCUAUGACUUGAUGGAUCAUCUUCUCAAAGUUUAUGUAUACAAAGAAGGGGAGAAGCCAAUAUUUCACCACCCAAGACUACGCGGGUUAUAUGCAGCAGAAGGAUGGUUUAUGAACCUGUUAGAGAGAAGUAAACGAUUCACUGUAAGGGACCCUAGAAAGGCCCAUCUUUUUUACUUACCAUUCAGCUCUGAAACACUGCGCACAACCCUGUAUGAUGAGAAGUCACAUAGUAUCAAGGACUUGGAGCAUUAUCUCACAGAUUAUUUGGAUUUGAUAAAAACGCGAUACCGCUUUUGGAACAGGACUGGGGGAGCAGAUCAUUUUUUCGUUGCCUGUCAUGAUUGGGGCCCGCGUAUAACAAGGGAUCAUAUGAGCAGUUGCAUCAGAGGACUCUGUAAUGCCAAUGUUGCAAGAGGAUUUAGUGUAGGCAAAGAUGUCAGUGUACCGGUAACUUAUAUUCGUAGCGGGAAUGACCCCACAAGAGACAUAGGAGGAAAACCACCUUCUGAGAGAAAUAUAUUAGCCUUCUUUGCUGGCCAGUUGCAUGGUUAUCUCCGUCCUUUAUUAUUGCAAUACUGGGAGAAUAAGGUACCUGAUAUGAAGAUCUUAGGUCCAAUGCAGCGGGAUGUUCAAAGCAAAGCAGUCUACAGGGACUACAUGAAAAGCAGCAAGUACUGCAUUUGUGCCCGAGGUUAUGGGGUCCACACCCCUAGGGUUGUCGAAUCCAUAUUCUACGAGUGUAUUCCCGUGAUUAUAUCUGACAAUUAUGUGCCUCCUUUCUUCGAGGUGCUAGAUUGGGAGACAUUUGCUGUGUUCGUUCUAGAGAAAGACAUUCCAAAUCUGAGGAACAUUCUUCUCUCCAUCUCUGAAGCGAGGUACCUUGAUAUGCAACAGAAGAUAAGAAUGGUGCAACGGCAUUUCAUAUGGCAUAAAACGCCGGAGAAGUAUGAUUUGUUUCACAUGAUCCUUCACUCAAUUUGGUAUAACCGAGUUUCUCAGAUAAAGUCUGCUUAG